CCGAAUGCGGAAGAAAAUGCCCAAAACAAAGACGGCACCCGUCAUUGCUUACCGGCGUCCUUCCUUUGUUCAGUGACACAAACUCAGCUCGGACAAGUCACUUACCUCUUUCUCAUUACACUCCACAAUCCCGCGUCGAGACUUCUUGCGUAGCCACUACCGGCAACUUCUACACUACAGCCGUUCAGAAACCCGACAAUGGUAUCUCCCGUGAUACCUCCGCCGGUAGACCCGCGUCAUUACCGCUUCCAUGGGCUCGAGCGAGUGCAAUAUAAUAAGUUCCCAUCCGAUGCCGAGCGCAGGGCCUAUCUGCGCUUCGCGGGGCAUUGGCGCAGCCAGCCGAACCGUCAGGGCAUUCAAGGCUUCAGGAUCAUGAGCGCAUGGAAGAAGGAUCUUCCCGAGAACGAAAGAAGCUAUUGGCUGUCGUUAGAACUGGAUGAUAGCGAUAUCGAAGAGCCUAUCGAGAUCUCAAUCCGCGCUGAUGACGAGCCGGAUGAAGAGACGCAGAAGGAGGAUGUCCGGGAGCCUGAUCCGGAAGGACCACGCGUGGAUGACGGCGUUCGCGGAGACCUGCAUUACCGGUUCGUGAGGACGUUGUGGCGUGCACCGGCGAAUGGCAGAAUGACUACAAAGACAUGGAGCGAGAGCCUGAACAAACUCUACGUAGGAGUUGACCCAAGCGGUAGAAUCAGAGACCGAGUCGUCGUUAAGCUUGUUGAAUAUCUCGACCAGGAAGUGUGCGAUCAACAACGAAGGAAGUACGAAAUGGUAGACAACUUGCCAGAUUCAGGGGUACUGCUGAAGAAUCGGGCUUGGAGAGUAUGCGAACGGGUGGUGAAGGAUCGGAAACGUAUCGGCAUUCGUUCCUACACCGACUACUGCCCAGCGGGGGACCUGAGAGGCGUACUCCUUGCCUAUGACAACAAGGCAUACGACCGAGAUCCAGAUGAUCAAAUCCCCGAAGCUUUUGUGUGGAUCGUUUUCCGCAUGAUUGCAGAAGCACUAUACAAUCUAGACACCGGGCUCGCGUACAGGGAUGGAGCAGACGCCAAUGAAAGGAAGCCUAACUGGAUAUCGAUCCACCACAGGGACGUUAAGCCUGCGAACAUCUUUUUGAAGGAGCCCACAGCACCUUACACGUCGUAUCCUCACCCCGUCCUUGCUGACUUUGAUCUUGCGAUCGAGCUUGAUGAAGUAGGUAUAAAAACGAAGCAGUACGGAACGCAAACGUAUAUAGCGCCGGUAAGUUGCUCAUAAUUUGAGUCAAGAACGAGCGGACAAAACUAAUACAAGAUCUUGGAACAGGAAAGUUUUUACCCAGAGCAGAAAACAGAACCCUUAUCGAACAGAACGGACAUAUGGGGUCUAGGUGUGGUAAUUCGGGACAUGAUGCAUAGCUUUCUCGGGGAACAAGAAGCCAAAGAAACGCGUAAACAAGCAACUAGAAACGCCCGCGACCAAGCCGACGGUUUCUUCUUUGGUGCAUUGCCCUCGACUCAUGGACCAAGCUACACAAAUAGAGUCU
This is a messenger RNA of Trematosphaeria pertusa, 1525 nucleotides long. RefSeq lists its product as uncharacterized. The coding region runs from base 199 to 1257 and encodes 352 amino acids. The transcript has 3 exons. Gene Ontology annotation, molecular function: protein kinase activity; ATP binding. The record is from RefSeq and is a predicted model, not a curated record. Gene Ontology annotation, biological process: protein phosphorylation. Lineage: Eukaryota; Fungi; Ascomycota; Dothideomycetes; Pleosporales; Trematosphaeriaceae.